AUGUCCGAGUCUGAGGUGAACCGCGCGGAAACAUCUGGAUAUCGCAUGGCUGUUGGGUACACCAAGCCAUAUCUUCUGGUUCCCGACCGAAUCCUAGAGACGACGGAAACUAGCAGGACUUACGACGAGACGAAGCAUGCCACGGGAGACGUCAAGCUGUUGGACAUCACCUGCUUCUCCGGCCAAGAGGCCCCGGACUGGAUGGAUGGCGGACCAAGACAGCAGGCUAUGACUGAUAAGUUGAAGGCUGAGGUUACAAAAAGCGCCAAGUUGAGGAGGGCUCGAAGGGUUGUACAGCGCAUCGUCGGAGAUGCCCACGCCAAUGACCUUUUGCCGCCGCCAUCAACAACUUUGGGGUCUCCAGGGGUUGUUGCGAGAUAUCCUCUCAGACAAAACCCUCCAUCAACUGUUCCGCAGCCCAGCAUAUCUCACGACAGAGGCUUGCAAUCACAGUCGCUUUCUUAUUCCAACGAUGGAACACCCAACCCCGGACCUCAAUCAUCAGUUACUUCUAGCCCGGAGAAGUCCACACCACAACUUCCGACUGAGUUGGAGCAAUGUUACAUCUCAGCGUAUCUAGACUACAUUGUUCCGGCAUUGUUCCCCUUCUACUAUCCAUCCAUACUUGAAGGCGGUCGAAGUUGGAUGCUCGUUCUUACCCUGGCCAACAAGUCACUAUCCCAUGCUGCAACCAGCCUUGCUUCGCAUUUCUUUGCCCUCGUACCGGUGCAACGCCGCCACUCAAAGAGACCCAAGUGCGUGUCUGAGGUCGAAGCUGAACUGCAAAAGCAGACGCACAUAGCGAUGCAGAAGGCACAACAAGACGUCAAGGAAGUCAUCCGUCGCGGCGUACACGAGGACUUGAUCACCAGCGUCCGACUCUAUGACAGUAUCGUGCAUCUGCUAUACUUGGAAGCAGCCUUUGGCACGUCAGAUAAUUGGACUAUGCACUUGGAUGCGGGUAUUUCCCUGUUGGAGCAAAUACUCCACGAGGUCGAUGACGAAGAGUUCCAAGGCUGUAAAUGGACCGCUACAUGCCGGAAAGUCGGCAUACUCGCGUAUCCUCAAUUGAAAAACCCUCCAGAGUUUCCUGCCUGGACACUCGAUCAGAGCGCCUUUCGCUUCUUCACGGCUCUUCUUGUAGUCUACGACAUUAUGGCGAGCACUUCACUUGGACAGGCACCACGAUUACAAGCAAACUACCAAGAGUUGCUCGUUACUGAUGACAAGUCUGAAGAGGUCCCAAACCGAAACUGCAGUCUUCUCUUAGAGCGCUUCAUCGGCUGCCAGAACUGGGUCAUGAUAUUGAUUGCGGAGGUGGCGUUGCUAGCCCGUUGGAAAAAGGAAAUGCGCAAGCAGGAGUCAUUCUCAAAUCUCGAGCUGUUUAGAAGGGGCGGGGUUCUCGAGAUCAAGUUUCGAGAAGGCCUUAGUUCGUUGAGCGCGCGAGAGUCGGAGGUGCGGGAUCAGAGACCACCUUGGCUAGCUGACUACCGAUCUGCAAAAGAGGAGUCUGAGGCCAUCACCCUAGUCACUCAGAUUUGGGCCCAUGCUGGCCUUAUUUACCUUCACAUAGUUCUCUCAGGCUGGCAAUCAGUCAGCAUGGAGAUCGGGGAAUCAGUGACAGAGAACCUUGCGUUGAUGAUGAAGUUGGGCAAUGCUCGCUGGUUACACACGCUCGCAUGGCCUAUCUGUGUAACUGCCUGUUUGGCCAAGGAGGAGCAAGAAGGCUUGGUUGGUGAAGUCCUUGAUCUAAUGGGAGAUCUGGCAAACUUUGGUCCUCCGAGAUUGGCUAGAAAGGUCUUUGAAGCUGUUUGGCUGAAGAGAGACACUGCCGUGAUUGAGUCUUGGGAUCUUGAGGCCUGUCUGAAUGUUCUAGGUCGCCGAGUCCUUCUAGGCUAA
Molecule: messenger RNA, 1899 nt
Organism: Colletotrichum costaricense
Lineage: Eukaryota; Fungi; Ascomycota; Sordariomycetes; Glomerellales; Glomerellaceae
Exons: 2
Coding region: 1-1899 (632 amino acids)
Source: RefSeq, a predicted model, not a curated record